AUGAUUAAGGGACUUGUUUUCUUGCUGGUUGUCACAUCUGUAUCUAGCUGCGGUGUGCCCGGUUUUCAGUCCAGCAGCAGUCGAGUGGUAAAUGGAGAAGAGGCUCAUCCCUACAGCUGGUCAUGGCAGGUUUCAUUGGAGUCUUUUUACCCCACCUGCGGAGGAACCCUUGUUGCUCCAGACUGGGUCUUGACAGCUGCACACUGCAUAACAUUCCACACGUACAGGGUGGUUCUUGCAGAACAUGAUAUGGACAAAGAAGAGGGACCUGAACAGUCCAUCAUGGUGGCAAAAAUGUUCAUCCAUCCCAAAUGGAACGAUAACUGUGUCUCCUGUGGGAAUGAUAUUGCUCUGCUCAAACUGGAGAAGAAGGCUGAUCUCAAUGACAAGGUUCAGCCAGCCUGCCUGCCAGAGCACGGCUCCUUCCUGACCCACAACCAGCCCUGCUAUAUUACAGGCUGGGGUCGUCUUUACUCUGGAGGUCCCCGGGCGACCAGGCUGCAGCAGGCGCUGCUUCCUGUGGUGGAUCACAGUGUCUGCAGCCAAAGCGACUGGUGGGGUAGCUCUGCUAAGACUACAAUGGUCUGUGCAGGAGGAGAAAGCAAAUCUGCAUGCCAUGGAGACUCUGGGGGUCCUCUAAACUGUAAAGGCCACAACAACAGAUGGUAUGUGGAAGGAGUGACAAGCUUUGUUGAUGGUCGUGGAUGUAACACCCCGAAAAAGCCCACUGUCUUUACCCGGGUUGCCUCUUUCAUCCCCUGGAUCAGCGAGAUUAUGGCCCAAAACUAAGGAAACUCAAGAAUUGUGCAACACAAAGCAAUAAACAGAUCGACCAACUUCUGAAUAUUAUUUAAUUGUAUUUGUGAUUGAAAAUCUAUACAAUAUACCUCUA
Molecule: messenger RNA, 892 nt
Organism: Cyprinodon variegatus (sheepshead minnow)
Lineage: Eukaryota; Metazoa; Chordata; Actinopteri; Cyprinodontiformes; Cyprinodontidae
Product: proproteinase E-like
Exons: 8
Coding region: 1-789 (262 amino acids)
Biological process (GO): proteolysis
Molecular function (GO): serine-type endopeptidase activity
Source: RefSeq, a predicted model, not a curated record